CUGAAAACAAAUAUGGCGGUGAAAAUGAAUUCUUGAGCGUGUGUCACAGUAGAUGAAAUUGCCUUUGCUUUACUGCGCCUCUAAAUUUCAAACAUGCAUUCCAGAAUGCUAAGCUAAGAACGUAAGAUGGCUUCUUACUUGGGUUUCCAUGGCAAUGAGUCAGUACCUCAUCAGUUGCCAGCAUCAUUGACCCAAACACAUUUCUGGGACAAGGGAAUCCUUAACGGAGUACCAUCAAUGUUAAACAAGUACACUGACUACACAUCUGGAACAGAUGAUCUGGAAAUUUCUCAGUUUUCAGAGUUCCAUGAGGAUUUAGACACUGAUACAACGCCUAGUUCUCAGCUGCCCCCUUCAUUUCACCAGUGGCAGUCAGUUCACACACCAGAGCUAUGCGCUCCUGAUCCGGACCUUGGCCUCACCCCAGAGAAAAGAGUACCCUUUGCCAGGAGCAAUUUCAAAACGGAUGUAAAAGACAAAACUGAACGCAAAGUUCGUUUUGAUGUGGCAUCAAGUAGUGAAUCUGAACUUGAAAAGUCCCCUGAUGCCUGUAUUAAAGGCAAAUCAGAUACACCUGAUAAAACUUCUUGUGAAUGCCUCGGAGACUCUGUUGGGCCACCUUUACACAAUAGUAAACAGCAUAAAGAAAUUCCUCAGGUCUACGCAUACUCUCUAAACUCUUAUCCUGCUUUGAAAGAUACACAAAUCACUGACAUUAAAACUACUUGCUCAACUGAUGGCAAAAAGAAAAAGGCAAAGUUAAAAGAUAAGCCCCUGAAAUUUUCCAAGGGAGAUGAAACUUUAAUACAAAAACAGCUGUGUGAUGAUUCCCCUGUUAGGAGGGAACAAGAAGAAAGCCCAGUAGUUACAGAGUACAACUUUCCGUUUAAAGACAAUGAGGAACAGGACAGUGAUAUUUUACUUUCUAGUGCUUUUGAACGUCCAGAAUAUAAUAGUACCUUGAGGCUUGGAAAUGAAAUGAAAGAUUUAGCAUCUCAAAGACCUGAUGUAGCCAAAGCUGUAAGGGAAACCUUAGAGAAGUCAGAAGCCUUGAGAACUGGAAUUAAUGAGAAGGCAGCUUUGCGUGUGAACACUCAAGGCGAUGUCUUCCAGGGACUUGCUCCUUUAGAGGUUCCCAUUAGUGACAUCAUAUCUCAAGUGGAACGGGACCAAAGGUCAAAGGUUAAGCAUAGUGGUGGAAAAAACAAAAGGGACACCAAAUCGAAGGUACAAGAAAGUGUCAGCAAAUACACAUCAGAUGAAAAAAAUAGACAUUUGCGUUUUAUCUGUUUUCAGGACUUAGAAGAGCCAGAUCUGAUGGAAUUUUUCACGCUUGAUCUCCAGAGAGAACAUGUUGACCUUAGUGUGACAGGUGUUAGUUUCCCUAAGGAUGCUUUGUCAUUAGCCCCACACGACAAAGCCUUUGAAAUGUACAAACAUAAUCUAGCAUGGGAAGAGUUUGACUAA
Molecule: messenger RNA, 1467 nt
Organism: Liolophura sinensis
Lineage: Eukaryota; Metazoa; Mollusca; Polyplacophora; Chitonida; Chitonidae
Exons: 4
Coding region: 127-1467 (446 amino acids)
Biological process (GO): positive regulation of cilium assembly; negative regulation of phosphatase activity; positive regulation of centriole elongation
Cellular component (GO): centriole
Molecular function (GO): phosphatase binding
Source: RefSeq, a predicted model, not a curated record